AUGCGUAAUUAUUAGAUGUGCGACAAUUUUAUAAAAGUACGAUUUUCUGAUGGCUGGGUACGAUGCUUGAGGCUGGUGAGGAGCUCAGUUUAUACUUUACAGCUGGCCGCCUCUGUUGGCUCAAGUGAUCAGCUGACGGCAGACCUCACAACCAUGGCCGGCAUCCUCAGAAAAUUCGCUUUAGCUGCUACACGCAGCACUCUAUCCAGAGUAAAUGUACAGCGCAAUUUGUCUACCACCCUGCGUUCUUUAGCUGUUGCUGUCACCCAGCCGGCCCCCACCUUCAAGGGUCAAGCUGUUGCCGGAGGACAGUUUAAGGAGAUCUCCCUUGAAGAUUACAAGGGCAAAUAUCUUGUGCUCUUCUUCUAUCCUUUGGACUUCACAUUUGUCUGCCCAACUGAAUUAAUUGCGUUCAGCGAGAAUGUUGCAGAUUUUAAUGCUCUCAACUGUGAAGUAUUGGGUGUAUCCACUGACUCUCAUUUUUCUCACUUGGCCUGGGAUAACAUGCCUAGAAAGCAAGGUGGAUUAGGAGGUCUCAAGUAUCCCCUUCUCUCCGAUUUUAACAAAAAUAUCUCUCGUGACUAUGGAGUUCUACUUGAGGAUGCAGGUAUUGCACUUCGUGGGCUGUUUCUUAUUGACCCUGAAGGUGUGCUUCGUCACAUGAGUGUUAAUGAUUUACCUGUUGGCCGUUCAGUUGAAGAAACACUAAGGUUACUCAAAGCAUUCCAGUUUGUUGCUGAACAUGGAGAAGUUUGUCCAGCUAAUUGGCAGCCUGAAUCACCAACCAUCAAGCCUGACCCAAGUGGAUCACUUGAAUACUUUGAUAAGGUCAAUUAAACAGUCACAAGAUACCAAAAAUAUCAACUAAAUAACCUCAUCAAGAUGCUGUAUGUUACUAAGUUAAUAAAACCUUUUUAUUUUGGUAUAACCAAGCUGUUGUUGGUUCAUAGUCAAAUACUUGUGUAGGGAUGAUUCAUAAUACAGGUUGACAACCCUGUAUCCGAAAACCGAAAAGCUCUAAAAACCGAUUUUUUUUUUUUUUU
Homarus americanus (American lobster) is the source of this 1043-nucleotide messenger RNA. Its product is annotated as thioredoxin-dependent peroxide reductase, mitochondrial-like. Gene Ontology annotation, biological process: cell redox homeostasis; response to oxidative stress; cellular response to stress. The coding region runs from base 16 to 837 and encodes 273 amino acids. NCBI's taxonomy places the organism in Eukaryota, Metazoa, Arthropoda, Malacostraca, Decapoda, Nephropidae. Gene Ontology annotation, cellular component: mitochondrion; cytosol. Gene Ontology annotation, molecular function: thioredoxin peroxidase activity. The transcript has 5 exons. The record is from RefSeq and is a predicted model, not a curated record.